CGGGACCCCCCAGAAGGGUGGUGGGGGGCCGGGCCUUCAGCCUUCUCUGGCCUAGGCCGCGGCGUGGGCGUUGGCGGCGGCUCGGUGCGGCGGGGAGGGCCUGCCCCGGCGGUGGGAGCGGUGCCGGCUCCUCCCGGAGCUGACAGAGGGGAAAGGGUGCCGCGGGGCCGCUCGUUUGCGCUGGGGCUGAGAGCGCGCGUUCCCUCGUUGCGUUCGCAUUUCCGUCCCUAUGCGUUCGCAAGAAAACGAGUAUGACAAGCUCUAAGCCUGUAAAGAGUUCGUCAGUGUUGAGUGUUCUUAAACCUUGGAGUUUGAAGAACCGACCCCCGUAGUGCCGCGGGGGCAGCUCGGUCACCGCGCUGGCAGGGGAAACGCAUCUGCUGAUGCUGCAUUACCGGAGCUGCACCUCUCGCUCUGCUUCCCUGAACGGAUCGCCGGCCGUGGGUGUAUUCCCUCCUUGGAGGGUUCCCAGGCGCGUUCCCGUGGGCCUGCGGCUGCUCACCGAACAGCACCAGGGCCGGGAGUGCGCAGUGUGCGAGGCUGGUGGCUCCCAAACGGCCCCGUCACCUACAGCAGCCCCCCGCUCUGUGCGCCUGCAGCGCGCUCCUCCGGGUCCUGAGGAACUGCAACUAAGGGGCUGGAGAUCCUGAAUGGUAAAGUUGGUUCUCCUAAAUAAUUAACGAUAGUUACCGCCCAAAUGUAGGAAUCAAUGAAAGCAGUGAGCCCCAGCUAAACUUAAGGUUUUUCUCCCUUGCAAGUGCUUCCUCACACAGUUUGUUUCAUUUGUCAGGUGAAAAUCCCCAAGUAGCACUCGCCCAGACCUUUACCAGCACGUGGAGCGAUGCGGUUUCGGGGCAGGUACCAUUUAGGACAAGCUUUGCUGCUAGAGCAAGCCACCACUGAUUCCAAUAGGAGUAGCAGUGGGCCCUGGCCCGGGGGCAGACAGGUUCACAGCCAGCUAAUCCGGGCUGCCAGAAGCUUAUUUUUAGUUCAGAAUUAACGGAGCUUCAGCAUGAGCAACGUCAGGAGUGGAGAACUGCUCACAGUGCCUCUUCCAGGGAACUUCUUCCAAUGGUAUGGGGAAAAAACAAGUGUGCCCCCCGCGUGCCCUCCCUCCAGUGCCAAGUGGAAACCAGGAUGACAUUCCACUCAGUCGUCCCAAAAAAAGAAAGCCCAAAGGAAAGACUCCUUUAGAUGACAUUGUCCAAGCAACUGUUCGUCGGCCAUCUGAAAGCAGUGAGCCCCUAACUCCUGAACCUCAGGAUGUCCCUCCUCAGCGGAAGCGCAAGAAAAAGAAAGUACCUCCUGAUUCUGAGACAUCCUUUACCCAGCAGAACAUUGCAUCCUUAUUUCAGAAUGGAAAUGGUGUGGACAUUCCUGAAGCUGAAGAAACAGUGGUCCGCAAACAGAGAAAAAGAACCAAGAAAGCUCGGGCAGCAGAAACACACUGUUCCAAUGAUCUGGAAGUGGAGGAGGAUGACAUUAUUGAAGAUGAGCACAGGAGGAGCCCAGAUCAGCAGCCUGUGUUUGCUGCUCCCACUGGAAUUAGCCAGCCUGUUAGCAAGGUGUUUGUUGAAAAAAAUCGGCGUUUUCAAGCAGCUGACCGUGCAGAAUUGAUUAAAACCACUGAAAAUAUCAACGUGCUUUUGGAUGUGAAGUCUUCUUGGACCACCAGAGAUGUCGCCCUCUCAGUGCACCGAAGUUUCAGGGUGAUCGGACUCUUUAGCCACGGCUUUCUUGCUGGCUAUGCUGUAUGGAACAUCGUUGUUAUCUACAUUUUGGCAGGAAAUCAGCUUACCACGGUUUCUAAUCUGCUCCAGCAGUAUAAGAUGCUAGCCUACCCUGCUCAAAGUUUGUUCUAUUUGUUGCUGUCUAUCAGUACAGUCUCAGCCUUUGACAGGAUUGAUUUGGCAAAAGCAUCAGUUGCACUGAGGGGUUUUCUUACCCUAGACCCAGCAGCACUGGCUUCAUUCUUGUACUUCACUGCUCUUAUCUUAUCCUUAAGUCAGCAGAUGACAUGUGACAGAAUUAACCUCUACACACCGCCUUCAGAAAAUGGCAGCAUCUGGACUGCAGGUACGGAGGAAGAAAUUCUUCAGCCAUGGAUUGUGGUGAAUCUGGUAGUGUCUAUACUAGUUGGGGCAAGUUGGAUCUUCUUGUCUUAUCGACCAGAACUAGACCACAGUGAAGAACUGAUGUUUCAUACUGAAGUUGAGGAAUUUCCCCAGGGAGUUAUCAUACCCAGAGUCCAGCCGUAGUGUGGAACAUUCACGCUGUAGCUGUAACUGAUGGCUCAACACUUUCUGUAUUUUAACCACGUAUUAUAACUUUCAUAAAAAAAAAAAAGUAUUUUUAUAUUGUAUAUAUUUCAUGGAUCUUUUAUGUAUGCUAAUUUUUAAAUAUCCAAAUGUGACUGAAAUCUUUUCUACAUCUGCUUUUUGUUUUAUAAAGUAGAUUAUCUCUAGUACAUAAAGUCAAGGUACUUUUGUAAACAUUGCUACCUAGACAGCCAAAGGAGAUAGGUGGAUGCUGAAGAUCUGGUAUUCAGUGCUUGUUUGACAACAGUGUUAUAUUGUCAUCAUCAAUCUAUGUUUUGUUACUGACACUGAUAGCAGUUGAGGUACAUCCUUUGGUUAAGUUAUUCCUUAGAGAUAAAAACAAAUCUUAGGAAGAAAGCAGUUUAAGCGAAUAAAUGCAGAUAUCUUGCAGGAUGAAACAGUCUUCUUAGCAGACAUAUGCAAGAGCUAGUCUGUAAUCCCUUUCUUGUGCAAGUGUCACACAAGACUAGUUUUAUAUUAUAAUAUGUAUUGAGUUUUGUAUUAUUUUAUUUAAUGUAUCUGAGAGUGGUUUUAAAAGGAGUGCAGUGUCAAAGUUCCCUCGAGGUUACUGUGUUUUAUAAAAGUGAUGGUGAGUUUAGCCAGAUGAAAGAGUGGAAGGGAGGUGUUAAAAGAGCCAGUAACUUUCUAUACUGUUGCCUAAGUUGCUUUAAAACGAGGUUGGGAAAAUGAAUAACUAGGACAGCUUCUGUCCUGUCAAGAAUUUGAGUUUUAGUAUGCUUAUCUAGCAAAUUUAAGUAAUUCUAGAAAAUAAGUAAUUACGUAAUUCUAAAGGGGAAAAAAAAAAGUUCUACUGGAAUUGAAAGGAGAUUUUCCAUAGCUGCUGGCUCUAUUUUAGGGCAUUCACUUUGGUUGUGGGAAGGAACUGUUUAACUUUUUUGUCAAUUGUUACGGUUGUUGUGUUUGUAUUCUUGCAAGACUGUGAAGCUCAAUUAUGGCUAGUACUGCAUUGUACGUUACAAUGAAGAGUUUCUAGAUGCUGUUCCCCAUCAGUGUUACACUGGAGGUUCUUGUGAUUUUUGUGUAGGAGAUGGGGGACGAGGCAUUACUUAGUGUUCCCAUGUAGGUUUCCACACAGUCGAUCUCCUUGCAAAGUGGGAAAUGCACAUCACAGUUUCUUCAAGCGUCAUGUGUUUGGUUUACAGAAUUGCUGAGCUCCUGAAGAUGCGAUUAGUAAUGGAUUCUAGUUGCUAUUUCAUGCUUCUUCCUGGCAUGUGAUAAAAAGUAUAACUUUUCUCAUAAGGUGCGGAGCUCAAACACAACAGUGCAAAGGUAUCCAGUCAGUAUAGAGAAACGUGAAAUAACAUCGCUGCUUGAUUUCAUUUCUGAAAUUAUUCCAAGGAAUUGGCGUUGUAAGUAUCUCAUGAACAAAGCAAUACCAGCCAGGAGCCAGAUUUGUUCUUAUUGUGAAAUACAGUGGUUGAGCAGCAAUUAAGUUAUUUGGCUUGAUGGAAUCAAUAGUUCAAGCCAGACUUGCCUUCCUAGUUUUUACUUUUUUUGAGGACCUGAGUAUAAACCUAGAUGAAUGAAAGAGGUUUGAGGUUUGCCAUUUGAAAUCACAGUUAGAUAAACAAUUUCAUGGCUAAUUACCUCUUUUACAAGGUAGUUUUUUCAUUCCAUUAAGCCUCACAAUGGAAUUUAACUGCUUUUUUUUUUUUGUAUGUGUGUGUAGUUACUUGGAAAAUUUAAGAACAUCUUAAAGUUUACAGAAUAGAUGUUUAAUUACAGAACAUGCAUUAUCUGUAGAAGCCUUAAUUGAAAUGCUUUCGUGCAUUUCCAUUACCGUUCUUUUUAAUACAGUAUUUUGUGUUGAAGAAGAAAUUGCAGAGAAGUUAGUGCCAAUUUUUUGUUUUUAAAUAUCUGAAACAAGUGAGGAACUGAUCUGAACGACUAUUGAACUACUUUGUACUGUUUCCAAAUGUUUAGUCUAUUUAAAAUAAAUCAGUCUAACUCA
Messenger RNA from Numida meleagris (helmeted guineafowl), 4290 nucleotides. RefSeq names its product transmembrane protein 237 (gene TMEM237). Gene Ontology annotation, cellular component: ciliary transition zone. Gene Ontology annotation, biological process: cilium assembly. The record is from RefSeq and is a predicted model, not a curated record. Lineage: Eukaryota; Metazoa; Chordata; Aves; Galliformes; Numididae. The transcript has 13 exons. Bases 1077 to 2258 code for a protein of 393 amino acids.